AUGAUCUACAUUUAUGCAAAUUCAGUAUAUCUCACUAUUAGACCGAAAAACAGUCAAAGUCCCUUUAUUCUAGAGUUCAAGAGUCAUGAUCUUGCUCUGGGAGUGUUCAUGAAUAAAGAGCUGAACAAAACUUGUGAAAGUGAGCAAUUCUGCUUUUCUCAAAGCAUUAUGAUUGAAACUUUUUGGAUGGACAAUUCCUUCACUUCUGCAUUCUAG
Molecule: messenger RNA, 216 nt
Organism: Cylicocyclus nassatus
Lineage: Eukaryota; Metazoa; Nematoda; Chromadorea; Rhabditida; Strongylidae
Source: the annotation of a GenBank genome assembly